Messenger RNA from Physcomitrium patens, 2528 nucleotides. RefSeq lists its product as uncharacterized. NCBI's taxonomy places the organism in Eukaryota, Viridiplantae, Streptophyta, Bryopsida, Funariales, Funariaceae. The record is from RefSeq and is a predicted model, not a curated record.
CUUCUGCAGACGCUUUCGGAGAUUUCAAUGCGAGCGAGCAGCAAAGUGUCCACUUCAUGCUGUUUUUUUGGGAGCAUCUGAGAGGUCCAAUGCGUCCUCCUUUGUUGUGGAGUUGAGGGUUUAUAUAUAUAUAUGUUUAACAUUUUUAUUGUUUUUCCAUGAACGGGUGUGUUGAUGAGUAGCGAUGGUGCAACGAGCAGUCUCGGAGUUGCGCCGCUGUAGUGGGGUGUGUUUUGCGAGUUGGGUCUUCCAUCACGAUGGGUCCUUGCAGGGCGUGUCCAUCGCUGUGAGGACUUGCUUCGGAUGAUCCGUUCAAGAGCGUAUCGUCUGCAGUUUGCAGUUUACUUUGAUUCUUGAUGCUUCUGUGGGUAUUGCGUACAGAAGCUCUUAGGUUUCAAACUCUGCUGACAUUAGAUGAUGUGAGGGGUGAUUGCCGUGAGGACAGGCAAAUGAGGAGGGGAAUUGUGUAGUCUUGGGAGUAUACAUUUGUCAUUUCGUGGGUUUUCGAACGACUUGAGAUUUUCUUCGGUUUGACGGAUAGUUGGACUCGAGAUGGAUUCACAUGAUCUGCAAACGAGAUUAUCGGGUUUUUACAAGACCUCGCGUGCGAAGUUCUCAGAAUUUUGUUCUCACUCGAAGAAGGAUGAGACCGUCGAAGAUGUGCUAAUUACGGCCCAAACUGUGCGCAAGAAAUCGAUCCUUGUCAUUGGAAACUUUACUGGUAAAAUUGUCCCACCUGUAGAUUGUCGUCUGAGCCAGAAUGCUGGACUCAGCAGUUUCGCUACCACUUCACCCUCAGCUCCAGUUUGGAGUAAUGUGAAUGAAUUGGAGUUGAAGAAUGAUGAUAAAAUCAUUCACAGCCGCGUAAUAGGGAAGAAUGAUGCCGUCUUGUCGAAGACAAACUCGCAGAGUCCCACUGUUGCCAAUUCGAAUUGCGGAUGUCGCAAUCAACUGGAUGAAGGAUCUGGCACUAAGCGGAAGGCAGCCGAGGUGGAGGACGUGACGUAUAUUAGCGUAGAUGCACGCAUGCCUAAAACCUCAAUUCUAACCCCCUGCUGUAAUGAACCUCAAUACACGGAGCCAUCUCUGAAAAGACCGCAUUAUGGCCACGAUUAUGAUGACUUAGUACGAGCUCAGAUCCCAUCGAAGAAAGUGUCGUGGAAAGAUGACGACAGCUUGACAUAUGAACUACCUGCUACCCCAGUGAUCCCAGUUACUGAUUCCCAUAAAGCAAGUGACAACCUUGAAUCUGUGGCCAAAGAUGCCAUCUCUCAAAAGGUCCAUAAUUCUUCACAGGUUGUUUCUCCUGCAAUAAAUUUGCUACCGAGUUACAGCUAUCAACAGAAUGGGUCUCGACUGAAAGAAAUCAGGGUUGACACUAACGUGGGAAAUAUUUACGACAAACGCCUCUCCAAGCUGCCCUCCCCCGAAACAUGUGACGUAGCAGAUGAUUGUGAUAAUGAAGGCUGCACCACCAGCGGCAGGCGCCAGAAGAAGGAUGUGGAACUGGGAGGCAAGUGGAGUCUCCCAGUGGAUGUACAAGGCGGUGUCUUCUCUUGUAAAUUGAAAGAAAUCCUCUCCAAACCUUUAGACUUAAAAGAGUUUUCAGAGAUGUGGGAGCUUGCUACUCGACGUAAGCCUUUGUUAAAGCUGCGUCAAAUGCGUGGCCGCACUAUGCAUGUCCCUACAGAUGGUGAAGGCCUUUCGUACCUCGAUCAUCACCCUGAUUUAGCUAGACGGCUUAAGGAGUGCUUAGAUAUAUCAGAAAAAAUGAUUUUACUACGUGGUUUCUUCUUCUGGCUUCAGCAUUCAUGCAUGGAGGGCGCUUACAAGCCCUGGGAUCAAGACACAGAGAUCAAGACACAGGAAGGUGAUUGUGUUUUCACCGAUGGUCCAGAUUGUGAGGUCCUUGCUGUUGUGCUGCCACUGGACGAAAAGAAACACGUGAGCUCUGUAUUGAAGCCUCUAGAUCCGGUCAUUGUCGAUCUGAGUGAUGAUGAUGAGGACGGUUAUCUUGGAGUAAGCGUGAAGUCUCCUGAGAAAGCUUUCUCAAAAACUAAUGUUCAAAUGAUAAACCCCCAGGCGGUUGCUUCCUGUUUCUGCUGCUUCAAGGAGUUUGGUGUGGAGAAAGAACGACAACGGGCCUUGUAUAAUAAAUGUGGACACAUCGACACAUGUAUGCACUGUGCAGAUAAAUUUUGGCAGGAUAGUAAGCACGAUUGUCCAAUGUGCGGGGUCAUCCAAUCGAUGAAGCCCAAAUCUGUCUUGGACUUCGCUGAUUCAUUCUAGGUACUUGAUUUGAACAGGAUCAUCAACGGUUUUUGAAUUUGACCGUAUUUUUGAGCAGGUAACCUCCUUGUUAAUUCUGUCUGUCAUAUCUUGAAGAACUAGGAUAGCCUGGAGAUUAUACGGCGAAACAGCACAGGUACACAAAAAACUGAGAAAUGUGUACUCACGAUUACGAUAUUUUUUUUAUCAACACCGCUCAAUUUGUAAUUCAUAAAGAGUGGCCUCAAAACUUGAAUAUA